GAUUUUUCAUAAUGAGAAAACCGAUGCGUGACAAACUGAUACUUGUCAUUGGAGUCACUUUAGCUAUAUUUUUGAUUUUAUCACACUAUAGUGAGGUUACCGAUUAUGAGAAUAUUGAAGUACAUCCACGUAAUCUGGUCAAAUCAAAUGAAAAACCUCAAAGAUCAUCAAAAGUUAUCAAUACUUCAUCUGAAUCAAAACCAGCCCAAUCUCAAAUCGCAGCAUCACAAAGAUCUUCACCAGGCUGUGACUGCAAAUCGGAAAAAUCUGGAAAACAUAUUAACUUAUGUUAUACAGACCCACAGAAUUUAACUUCCAUUGGAAAACAAUUUGAUUGUGGACACUUACCCAUUUUAGAGAAAUUAAAUCUCGUUGACAACCCUGGACCAUUUGUAGAUUUCAAAAGUACAGAUGAAAUUUCUAAAAACAUUGUAUUCGUCUCGGCAACAUCGGAUAAUCACUAUGAGCAAGCGACGAACAGCAUUUCUUCAGUCUAUAAAAUGUAUCCAAAUGCAAAGUUUAUAUUAUACAGCUUGAGUCUCAAAGAGACGUGUAUAAGUCAAUUAAAAGAGAAGUUUGAGAAAAUCGAAGUCCGUGUGUUUGACACUAGUGGAUAUCCAGAUUAUACAAAUAAUUGGAUGGAAUAUCGAUUUAAGCCACUUAUUGUGGCAGAAGUUAUGAAGGAGUAUGAAUACAUUUGGUGGAUGGAUGCGCAUAUUUCAGUUAAAACUGCUGGGCUUAUUGAAGCAUUUUCAAAAGAAUUAUCUGAAAAUUCUAAGAAAACUGAUACUAGAGUACAAAUCCCUAUAUACUUUUUCAUUCAUUCAAGUCACAGCAACUUUGCCACUUUAUUUAAAUCGUUAUUAACGUUUUUCCCAACAAAUUCCAUAUCACUUUUGAAAGAUCCUAAUCGUGGAGCCCAGCUGGGUGCAAACACUAUCUUCUUUGCAAGAACCAAAUACACUGUUGAGACAGUAAAAUGGUGGGUCCUGUGUGCCCUUGACCAGAAGUGUAUGAAUCCACCAGGUGCUCAAGUUUAUUGUCGUUUUCCAGAUAAUGAUAGGAAUACUCAAUUUGCUAAUUGCUAUAGAUUUGACCAAUCUGUGCUCAACCUACUGAUGCUGAAUGAAUUUCAAGACUAUAAAAAAUAUCAUUCAAAACUUGGAUCUUACUUUUAAAGUGCCAAUCUUAUAUUAUUUUGCAAUUUUUUGUCCGGGCGUGCUAUUUCGAAAUUCGGGUUUUUAAUAAAUUGUUGAUUUAAUUUUCAAAA
Messenger RNA from Caenorhabditis elegans, 1270 nucleotides. It is a transcript of the gene C16D9.4, whose product is annotated as Alpha-1,6-mannosyl-glycoprotein 2-beta-N-acetylglucosaminyltransferase. NCBI's taxonomy places the organism in Eukaryota, Metazoa, Nematoda, Chromadorea, Rhabditida, Rhabditidae. The record is from RefSeq and is marked reviewed.